UCACCUUCUUCGUUCUUUGUAAUCCAACGACGUAUCAGCCGUCUGAGAUCCUUCGUUUGCUCAGAGCUGUACCGCAAAGGCUGCCUGCCCGUCAUUCGUUUCAACCUUGGGGAGAAGCGCGCCGCUGCUGCAGCUGCUGCAGGAGUAGUUCCUUCCUCCCUUCGAGCCUCGGGCGUGCCAUUCGAUCGUUUCGGUAUCCCGGCUACUCAGACCAAGCAUUCCGCCCGCUCCUGCAGCUUUUCUUCUUCCCGCACACCCGCAUAGCUUCUAAUCUACUACGACCACGAAGUAUAAUAACCUUCCGACUCUCCGCAUAGCCCACGGGGCCAGCGGCUGCAACCGGAAAGGGGACCUCCCUCUCGAGUGCGCAAACCCCGGACCCUUGACGCCUUCGGCCGAGUAACGAAAAGUCUUCCCAACCUUCGACCCAUUAUGGUUCGCGGUCUCCUGCCGCUGGGCGCUGCCCUCCUCGGCGCAACCGCCGUCCUGGCCGAUGGGCCGCCGAAGUGCACUUUGGACAAGAAGUGCCCGAAGGAAGCUCCAUGCUGCUCUCAGUACGGCGAGUGCGGUGUGGGCGCCUACUGUCUCGGCGGUUGCGACCCGCGGAUGUCCUACUCGCUCGAUUCGUGCGUGCCCGCUCCCGUGUGCAAGGACAAGGUUUACAAGAUGGACAAUCUCGAUCGUUACAAGGACAUCAGCGAGUACCUGGGCGACUCGAGCAAGACGGACUGGGUCGGUCAGGGUGAGCCACUCCUUUAUAACGGCAACGUCCUGCUCACCAUGCCGCCCAAGUCGGUCGGCACCGUCCUUUCCACGACUACGUAUAUGUGGUACGGCAAGGUCAAGGCACGGCUCAAGACGUCCCGGGGCGCCGGCGUGGUGACGGCGUUCAUCCUGUUCAGCGAUGUCAAGGACGAGAUCGACUACGAAUUCGUCGGAGUCGAUCUGCAGACUGCCCAGACCAACUACUACUUCCAGGGCAUUCCCGACUACAAUAACUCGGGCAACAUCACCGUCUCCGGCAACACGUACGACGAGUUCCACGACUACGAGAUCCAUUGGACACCCGACGAAAUCACGUGGCUCGUCGACGGCAAGGUCGGCCGCACCAAGAAGCGGUCCGAGACCUGGAACGAGACGCUGAACCAGUGGGACUACCCGCAGACCCCGUCGCGCGUCCAGCUUUCCAUCUGGCCCGGCGGCGCCGAGACCAAUGCCAAGGGCACCAUCGACUGGGCGGGCGGCCCGAUCGACUGGGACAGCGACGAGAUCAAGAACUUUGGCUACUACUUUGCCACCUUCAGCGAGGUCUCGGUCGAGUGCUACAAGACGGACACCCCGCCCGGCACCAGCAAGGGCAAGUCGUACUACUACGACGACGUCCGCGGCACCAACGACACGGUCGUCGACAGCAACAAGCGCACCACCCUCAAGAGCCUGCUCGGCACGGGCACCGACAUGGACAAGGGCGACACAACCUCCUCGGGCAAGCCCUCCUCGACCUCCUCCGUUAACGCCAUCCCGGGAGGCGGUUCCACCCCGCCCAACCAGGUCCCCGGCGGUAGCAACCCGUCUUCCAGCGACGGCUCGAGCUCGGGCUCCGGCAGCAGCGGUUCCUCGACAUGUAGCUCCGAGGGCUUCCAGCAGCACUGCGGCGAAGACGGCUCCAGCAGCACCGACAACAAGAACGACGGCGCCCGCGGCGUCGACCGGACGCUGGGCGCCAGCGCCUUCGCUGUCAUUGUUGGCUUCGCCGGCCUGCUGUUGCUCUGAGCCGGGCCAAAAUAAUCUGGAUGAGGGGAGACACGGGCCGAAACAAACAAACAAAAAAGGUUUGCAUUCAAAGUGUCGUAACUCUUUGUGGCGUGGGCUUCCCGGCGUCGAUGCAUACUGUUGAAUCCUCCGAUCUCAAAUACUGCCAAUUCCAGAUCUGUCGUCAACAGCUGGGUUGAUUUUUUUCUGGUUGAUUGGUUAGUAGGCUGAUCGAUUAUUUGGGGGUGUUUGUAUGGGGAAGGGAAAUGACCCUUUUGAUGUCCGUAUCCCAUGCAAUAAUGCCUUUUUCCUUUUCUUGAGACUCGGGAUAUAGCACAAGCACGUAAUGUCUUAUUUUAGUUCUUUCAUCUAUUUACUUGAUACCACACACCUAUAGUCGCUGGUU
Messenger RNA from Thermothelomyces thermophilus ATCC 42464, 2158 nucleotides. RefSeq names its product glycoside hydrolase family 16 protein. The record is from RefSeq and is a predicted model, not a curated record. The coding region runs from base 433 to 1773 and encodes 446 amino acids. Gene Ontology annotation, biological process: carbohydrate metabolic process; fungal-type cell wall organization. Lineage: Eukaryota; Fungi; Ascomycota; Sordariomycetes; Sordariales; Chaetomiaceae. The transcript is spliced from 3 exons. Gene Ontology annotation, molecular function: glycosyltransferase activity; hydrolase activity, hydrolyzing O-glycosyl compounds. Gene Ontology annotation, cellular component: fungal-type cell wall.